GUUCGACGUCAUCCUCAGAUAUAACUGAGAUGGCAGUCCUUACCUCUUCUCAUCGAUCUACCAUCGUCUUCUUCCAUCGUUCAGAUGGGGCAAAGGCACCAAGUUUUCGCUAUAGCCAAGGUCAUCCCCAAGGGCGACACCAAAGCCUACUAUCGUUGUAUCGCCGCGUGGCACCACCAAUGGUGUUAUGGCACACUUCCUCUAAAAGCGACCCGUCGUUUCUUGACCCUUCUGGAGCAGCAGGAAAAUGCACAAAUUGUCCUCUACGAAAUUCGCCGAGUACAGAACAAAUAUGGGCGGUGGCAGGAGAAACCAGAAUUGCCCGAUCUUCCUUGCAGCUACAUUUCUUUCUUGAUGGGCUCAGCAUGGAACGUGGACUUGGAUGAUCCAGCUGAUCCCUAUUUUCACCGGGGUACAUUUAUGGGAUCCAUCCUCGAUGCUGACAUGGGUAGCACAGAGGGAGAUAACAAUGACGGAAUCACAGUUAUCGAUGUCACCGAUCCCUUGAAGCCUGCGUACUGCUUCGUAUCUGUAAACGGUCUUGAGGCAGCUGAAGAAGUACCUGACAUGAAGCCGUUAUCUGCUGAGCAAUACGUACGUGCGUAUUACCCGAAAGAGGAUGGACCAAAAGACAAAGUUAUUGAUGCACUUGCCGAUAAAAACCUUGUCACUCUUCGGAUGCUUGCGGAGGCAUGGCCCGACGAAUAUAAAGAUGACUCCGAGUCCAACGACAUCGACGAGUCUCAAAUGCCACAUAAUAUCUCUGUAGCGACUGAUCUCAUCCCUUCUCUUGUCGAUCUGACUCUUGGAACCGCCCUAGAGCAAGGUAUCACUGCUGGAGAUACCGCACACCUCGAAAAUCUGGUGUGGCAACCAGGAAAAGCGCCGUUGAUAAAGGCAGUUCUUCAAAAGCAGGACCCGUUCCCUGAUGCAGGAGUACCACUCUUGACGCAAGUUGUACUCCAGAACCCGAAAGCAGUAGAUUUGUCGGGAUUUUCCUUGACCACCGACCAGCUUGUAUCAGCGCUAUCAGCCGUCAAAAAGGAUAUCGAAACUUUGGAUCUGUCUGGAAACUCCAACAUCACUAUUGAAACCGUCAAAGCCGUUUUGACUGACUGUCUGGCCUUGACACGUCUCGUCCUGCUGGAUACGUCUGUCAAAGCUGUCGACUUGCAGACCCUAUUCAAGUCCGACCCAGAGAUAUUCUAUCGUCUUCAUGAUCUCAUCCAUCCCUAUCUUCUCACUGCCACCAAGACGGCUACCUACGAUAACGCGUUCUCGUUCAUUUCUGUCGCGGGAAUCGGAGGCGGCAUACCUAUCGCAUCUCUUCCUUUUCUGAAUCCCGCCAAGGUUGUACAGGGUCUUACUGACGCCCUUAUUGUACAUGCGGAGAUGGACCGUCCCAGUUUCGCCGGUCCCGACCAGUGCUCGCUCUUCCCUCAAGUCGCGUUCGGCUCCGCUCUGAGGACAGAAACUCGGCGAUGGAGCGAACGUCACGUUUCCUCUUUCCCUCAGGUAUCUUUUGAUGCCUUCCAAGGUGAAGGAUGGUGUUUCGCAUUGCAAAAUGACCCUAUGCAUUGGCUAGGAGGGCGCGGGCUCAGCUUCUACGGCUUCCUAAAGGUCGAUGGACUUGCGGUCAACGCUGAGGUGGAGCGUCAAAACAAGGCAAAAGGCGACUCUUCUGAUACGAAGACAGCUAGCAACGAGAGCAAGGAAGAAGAAAUACCUCUGCCACUCGGCAUCAUCUAUGAUUUAGAUGAAUUCUUGGCGGCAAUGGAAGCCGAGGGCAGACCUUUACCAACAGAAGCUGCGGUCAAAAAACUCCGUGAUAUCUUAGAGGCGAUGAAAUCCAAGCAAGGCAUACGCCUCAUGAAGCAGAGCUGA
Molecule: messenger RNA, 1884 nt
Organism: Desarmillaria tabescens
Lineage: Eukaryota; Fungi; Basidiomycota; Agaricomycetes; Agaricales; Physalacriaceae
Exons: 3
Coding region: 85-1884 (599 amino acids)
Source: RefSeq, a predicted model, not a curated record